UGGGGGCGCUGCGCACAUGUGUCAACUCGGGAGAGCGGGUUUGGUCCGUACUUUGCAAAGUUUGGGCAGAAGAAGAAGGAGGAGGCAGGCGGGGAACGGGCUGGAAGGGAAGGGAGCCCAAAGGAGCCAUGGAAGCCGAGUGGCCUCUGGUUAUGCUUCACCUUCCAGUGGAAAGUUUGGAUUACUCUGUCAAUUGGAUUUGAUUGAAGAUCAACAAAGCCUGGAUUCUUGGGAUUACAAAUCUCUGAUAUCCAGUCGGGAGACAGCAUACUGGAGUAAAUGUAGCUGGACUGCCUGCCAUGCACCCCAUGGGGAGUGUAGAUGCCACCUUUUCACGUUCUGCUGUGCAAACCCUCUCUCGCAGCCAUUGCCGGAACAUAAAGCAAAAGAUCUCUCAGUGGGAGGGGCGGACAACAGGGGACUGCCAGGAGGAGAGGCAGAAACCCAAGGACUUUGGGGUCAAGUAUGGCCAGGACAGCAGGAGGAAGCCAAUAGGGCUAGCAAAUGUUCAGAGUCUCGGCUUAGAUUUCCGAGAAAAUUCUCUGCUCUGCUCUGUGACAGAGGAAGAUGACGAGAGAUUCCAAGAGGCUUCAGAGAGCCCAAGGAUUGGGCAGCUCCUCGAUGGCAUUUUGACUGAAGAAGAGGUCAAUCCGAACUGGCAAGGGGAAAGGUUGCCACCAGGAAACUUCUAUACCUCACGGGACCUUUGGAAACAGUUAGAAACUUUUCCAUCUGUAGCUUUGGAUUUGAAAGAGAGUUGGGAAAGCUGUGGUUCAACAGAGAAAGUCCUGACAGUGCCUCCAACAAAGAGCUCGGAGAACAUCUACUGUGACGUUGAGGGCCAUGAGGAGCGGCCACUAGCCAUCAAUCCGGUACCCAAACCACGAAGGACUUUUCGUUAUCAUUCUGAGAAGGACCAUCAGAACUGCUCUAAUGUAGGCCACAUUGAGAGGAAACCCCCUGAACCUCAUUGCAAUGGCAGCUGCUCUCGAGCAACUUCCCACGACCCAGAGCAGAAAGUGGCCAGCCGGGGAAUCCGAGGCAGAUCCAAAAGAAAGUCAUUUGAGUUUGAGGACAUUCAAGGUUACCGAAACCGACUCGCAGCCAUGGAGUUCCAAAAACUCCACGAGGAAUUGAAUGGCACCACAAAUAUCCGCCUCUAUUGCACACAGUCAGAGGACAACCUCUAUGAGGACAUUAUUGAUCCUGCGAAGGAGAACCUGUAUGAGGAUAUCAAAGUGAAGCCUCUUUGGAGGAUCCCUUCUGCUUGGAAGCUGCCUCCACCCCGUAACACCAUCAAGCCACCCAAGCUUCCCCCAAAACCACACUUUCUUCAUCGCAAAACCUUAGAACUAAAAACCACCCGGAUCUGCCUGCGUGGGAAGCUGGCGAAAGACACGACUCUCCCCGUUACGCUGACCGAAUGGAAGUUCUUCAAAGCAGGCGAGGCUGGAAGCAGGAAGAGGAAGAAUCUUCCCCGGCUUGUAUUGAAGAUACAAGAGAUAUUUGACUCCAAACGAGGGAAGAAAAGGGUGAAAUUGGUGUCACAGACAGGAAAAGAAGUUUCUGUUACAAAAGGUGAAACCAACGGGUAUGACAGCGAACCAGAGAAUCUGCCGAAAAGUCGGCAUAAACGCCUCCUGCAGGUACAGAGUCAGUCGAAGAGAAACCCACACUAUCAGACGCUGGAACGGGACUUGAUUGAGUUUCAGGAGCAGCAGCUUUUUGAGCUCUUUGUGGUGGUGUCUCUACAUAGGAAGCCAACAGAGGCAACCUAUACCCCUCUGAUUAUACAGCAGUUUCCUAGCAAGCCUGACCACCCCUUUCGCCAGCCUAAGGAUACUGAAGAAAGGUUGAAGGUCAUCCCCAAAUUCUGUUUCCCUGACCCCAAAGAUUGGUUCCCAACAUCAGAGUUAAAAAGCGAAACCUUUUCCUUUGUACUGACUGGUGAAGACGGCAGCCGCUGGUUCGGAUAUUGCAAAAAGCUCUUGCCAGAAGGAAAGGGAAAACGACUACCUGAAGUAUACUGCAUGGUGAGCCGCUUAGGCUGCUUCAACCUUUUCUCCAAGAUAUUAGAUGAGGUGGAGAAGAGGCGCGAGAUGUCCCCAGCCCUUGUGCACCCUUUCAUGCGCAGCGUCAUGGAGGCACCCUUCCCUGCUCCUGGGCGCACCAUCACUGUAAAGAGCUUCCUGCCAGGAGCUGGAAAUGAGGUGAUUGAGCUUUGCCGCCCAUUAGACUCCCGGUUGGAGCAUGUUGAUUUUGAAUAUCUGUUUAAGUGUCUCAGUGUCUCUCACUUGAUCCAAGUCUGUGCUUCUCUCCUGCUGGAAAGGAGAGUCAUCUUUGUUGCUGACAGUUUAAGCACCUUGUCCAAAUGUGGCCAUGCUGUGGUUGCAACGCUUUACCCAUUCACUUGGCAACACACCUAUAUUCCUGUUCUUCCAACUUCCAUGAUAGACAUUGUCUGCUCGCCCACCCCAUUCCUUAUUGGGAUUCUCUCCUGCUCCUUACCCCAGCUCCAGGAUCUACCUAUAGAAGAGGUACUGAUUGUUGAUCUCUGUGGUGAUCGAUUUUUGCAACAGGUUUCGGAUGAGGGUGAAAUUCUACCUCACAAACUCCAAGCUGCACUCAUACAAAUUUUGGAAGAAAGGAAUGAUAUCUUGUCUCAGGAGCGGACUUUUACACAAGGUGAUGUGACUCUGGACUCUCUUGUAUCUGAGGCCUUUGUUCGCUUCUUCGUGGAGAUUGUGGGGCACUACUCCUUGCACAUGCAUGUCACUGAGAAAGGGGAGCGGGUAUUCCAGCGGGAACCCUUCCGGAAAUCCCACACCUCUCGCAAUGUGCGGCAUUUCCUUGAAAUCUUCAUGGAAACACAAAUGUUUGCUGGUUUCAUACAGGACAGAGAGCUCCGGAAAAGUGCCAUUAAAGGGUUGUUUGAGGUCCGAGCUUUUGAAUAUUUGGAAACCAUUCCAGAGUCUGAGCCAAGUGGGAUGAAUAAAAUCCUUCGUAGUCUGGGUAACAAAAUGAAGUUUCUGCAAAAGAAGUAAGAACUCCACUGCAGAAUUUCUGCUAAGCAUGGAUUUCAGUUCCCAAUCCACCAUGACAAGGGGAUAUCUCAUUGCCUGUCAUUGUGGUGUCAGAUCGGAUUUCUGGGAAGCAGCUCAAGAUGAGCUUCAAGCGACUGGAAAAAAAAGUGCACCAGAUCUGGCUGGAAUUACUGAUCUUUACUUUGCCUGGUCCUGCUGGAGUAUUACUAGGAGAAACUGGGCUUCCAGUUGUAGAACUGGUCUGUAAUGAGGAACUUGGUUAACUCUGUGAACAAUGUCUUUGUUUAUGCUGCUUGGCCUAAAGACUUUCUCAGGUCACCCAUUGUUUGAGAGGGUUCCUUCAAAAACUACUUAAAGUGAUUUAAGGACUAAGUUGAUACCAGUAAAAAAGAAGAAUGUGCCUAGAAAUAUGACAUUUUCCCACAGCUAUCACAUAGCCCUAUGGAUAUUCUUUUCACAAGAAAAUGUUCCCUAAAACUGGAAAGGCAAACCUAUUGAAGAUGUUCUUCCGUCCUCAUCUGCAAAAGUAGCCCUGUAAAGUUCACUCUGCCAUUGGCCUAGUUUGUGCCAUUAUCUGUUUCAUUACUUCUUCUAGUGAUGUAUUGCAAUGCUGUAUAUUUUGUAGAUAGAGAAAACAAAACAACAACAUCCUUUGUUUAUCUUCCUUUUUUAUACUAUAAAACUUAGUCUGUGUUAUCUGUUUUGAAUGUACGUGUUCUCUGACAUUUUUACAAGAUCAUCUCUACUACAUCAAGGGA
This is a messenger RNA of Anolis sagrei ordinatus, 3802 nucleotides long. RefSeq names its product DENN domain containing 2C (gene DENND2C). NCBI's taxonomy places the organism in Eukaryota, Metazoa, Chordata, Lepidosauria, Squamata, Anolidae. The record is from RefSeq and is a predicted model, not a curated record.